UGUCGGAAUGAGAAACUGCCGCUGCUGCUUGGGGGAGCCCGGCGCUGCUCUACUGUGUCUUGUGGGCAGCUUAUCAACAAAACGCUGUGUUAUUACGUCUGAGUUACGACCAACUUCUCCUCCUUCGGUCUACUUACCUCCACUGCGAGUAACUUCAUCACUGCAUCCCAGGGCGUUUUAAGCGAAGUCAGAGAUUAACUUCCGCUGCAGAUUUUUCUUUACCACAUGCUGUUUACGGGAAAACAACCGUACUGCUUACUCGCAGUUAGAUGGGGAGCCAUGCCGGAGGAAUAAUUAAGGUAUGCAUAUUCAUAAAUUCUUAAGUGCCUUCUUCAAAAUCUAAUGGAAGAAAAAUUGUUAACUGGGCCUGCCAUGGUGUCCAGGCUGCCAAAGUUUGGUGGGCGCCCCUCAGGCGGUGGGAAUAGUCCUGUGUGCAAUGGCUCCACACAGUCACCUACAUCUGUGCAGGAUGGCAAGACUAAUUCACAUGGAACACGCUCAAAUGGUCUGAUCCGGCCCGCUCCACCGUACCUGAAAUGGAAGAAAGACGAUGGUAUGAACUCUUCUAGCCCCACCACACUUAUGAUUCCAUGGGAUGGAAAUGAAGAGAAGGCACAACACCAUGUGCCCUCAUUACCUGAGGUGAAAAGUAACUCUCAAUCAACACCUAAGAUGCGUAGGUCAGGUACUUUGAUGGUGGCUACCUCCAGCCCAAAAACUGUUCCCAAGCAACUGAUGAAGAUAAACCCCAAAGUGACAAAAGUUGGUCAAAGCCAACUGAAUGGGCUUUCUAAAGUAACCUAUAAUACUUAUGGCAUUCCUGCUCGAACUGGGUCGGAGUCGCGCCUUGUGCGGCCAAUGUUGGGCACCAGCUCCCCAAGAAGCAAUUCUCAGGAUAGCCUAUCACAAUCCAGAGACAACCGGAAGAUCUUGACGUUGGACCACAUGGUGCGUUCAAACAGCUUCACUCACUUCAAGCAGAUUCCCUCCCCCAACUGUGAGCCGAUGACACGGUCCUUCUCCUUUAAUCGGGCUGUGGAGUUGGCCAAACCCCUGGCCAACACUCAACUUCGGCCUCCUCGCAGUAGUUUCCUCAAGCCACCACGGAUCAGCAACGGAAGAUUCUGUUUAGGACUAAGCAGUAACCUUGGAGAUUCAGGUUUUCAGUACAGCAAAAGCCUUCCAACUGACUCCUCGUUGCCCAACCCAUCUUACCCUGCCAUGCCCACCACUCCACAAGGUUUGAGGAAACCUCAGCUUCCUAAUUCUGUUCUCACAAAGUCACUGACAAACAGUGUGGGAUCUUUAGGUUACAGAUCGGGUUCAACCACACAGGGUAAACAACAGACAUCUUCGUUUCCACACCAGCCCAAAGAGGGUGUUAGAUCUUCUGUCUUAUCUGACUCUGGUGAACUUCUGAGGAUAUCUAAAAGGUCUGAGCCAACCGAUGAAGAUGGGAAAGCAGAUUCAUCCAGUUACAGUGGUGGAAGCUCUGGAGUUGAAAAUGGCACUCAUGGCCAGAGCUCUGUCCAGAUGGCUACCGAGACCCUGGAGGACAUGUCCUUAUCUUCUGCCUCAUCGCUGGAAAGAAGUGACACCAGUGAAGAGAUUCUAGAUGAUUGUGACUCUGCAGGAGAUGUUUUUAGUGAUGGAGACAUUCCUGCCAGCACUACUCAAACCAUCUUGCGGAGGUCUUCCAAUGACAACACAGGCUGGGAGCCUGUAGGUCUGACAGAAAAUAAAGAAGAAAGCCCGAUGCAGAAAUUGCAAGAAUCUACGCAGGAUUCGUUGGUGUUGUCUCCUGUGCAGAGUGACGCUCCUCAGGGUUCAUCGGUGGAGCUGUCUCCCUCCAAUAGCUCUGGUGGGACCUACAUGUGGGAUGAAGAGGGUCUCGAGCCUCUUGGGGAGCUCAAGUCUCCACUAGCAAGUUAUGAGGAUUCUGAGAUCAACAGCAUGGACAUCUUGAACAACCUGGACCCUCUGGAAACUGGAGAUUUGGACGAUAAUGAUCUCAUGCUGGAUGUGGACCUCCCAGAGGAUAGCUUGCACGACUUUGACAGGAUGUCUCUCAUGGAGGGCUCAGACAGAGGUAGCCGACAGGGGCAGCGACGCAAGCAGCACCGCUGGAGUGGCCCAGAUCACUUCUUCCAUGACAGCAGGCUUCAUUUCCUCAGUAAUUACGACAAUCACAAGACUUCCAGGUUUCCUUCUCGUCCCGUCCAGUCUGAUGGGAAGCAGCCAGUCUACAAACCAAUGCUGGAUGAACUCACUGUGGAGCACAUGACGCAGGACUGCAGCGUGCUGAGGAAUCAACUUCUCAGGCUCAAAUCAUUACUUCAGCUUGAAGAAACAGGGUCUCCAGCAGAUGUUUGUGAGCAGACGGAAGACGAUACCACUGUGUCACAGAUGGAGGCUCUGAUUAAGGAAGUGCAGGUGCUCAGGGAGGAGCUGAGGGGUAGAGACAAGACUAUAGCUCUGCUCACUCUGCAGUGCCAACAGCUACAACAUCGUCAUCAGCAGCAGCAGCAGCAGUGCAAUCAAAUGCCUUACGAAGGUCAGCAAGUUAGAUGUCAGUGCCGCCAUCGGAGGACGUCCGGUUCGUUACAGCACAGCGAAAGACAGAUGGACAAACGGAUGCAUCAGUACGACAAAGCCACCCAGACGUAUUGGAGAACGCCGAGCCACCCUCCUCGAACGCUACAGCCUUUCAACCCCUAUCUCAACGAGCAGCCGCACCAGGAAAGACUAAUAAAAACUCCCCCCACCGAGGGCCACAGUAAGCUCACGCGGAGCAGAUCAGAGGAAGCGACUUGCAAAGAUAAUGACCGUCCUCUUGAAGCCACUAAAGCAGACGUGUCAGGGGCGGGUGGCUCUGACAAGCUGAGUCAUCUGCCCAGGACCAACCUGCGCCGCCCCCGCUCCUGCGCUCCACGGGGAAUAACUGGCACAGACGGUCCAGCGUCAGCACCUCUGUCCGCUUCGCAGCUUGGGCUGAGAGCUCCCGCUGCGCCGGCACAGAACUCUGACGUGCCGAGAUCGGCUCGCCCUCGCACGCUGCAGCCUCCUCGCGUCCACAAGCCGACGUCUUCACCCGCGUCGGAUUCACUUGGUGCUGGCGGCUCGGCCUCUCUGAAAAUGGGCCGUUCUUCGGGGCCUCCGGCUCACCAGACAAAGCAGCUGCCGCCUCCGACGAGAGGCCUUCCCUGCUUCAACGCCGAACCCCGGGGGCAGGCUCCAAAGCUGUGUCAAACUUCACUUCUUCAGCCUCUCAGAACUUCAGAGCUUCGCUGAAAUUCACAGGGAAAGUUGGGGAAGGUGUCAUUCAAGGUCUUUGGGACAGCCAGGAUCCCUUUGAGUCACUCCUGCCUCCCAAAGCCAAAUAAUUCCCCAAGGAAGCGAAUGACAUUGUCAGUGAAAUUCAAUCUUUUCUCCCCAGGCCAUAUUAGUUUUCCUUUUCCUUUAUCUCGAUAAUUAGGGGUUGACUGUAGUUUUGUUCCGUGACUUGCUAAUGGUGCAACUUUUACAUUGGCUGCCAACGUGGUAGGAUGUGUCAUUCAGAAUGGAUUUUAUAUUACAAGUCAAUUUCAUUAGCUUUGCACAUGUCAAUGAAUACUGAAGGUGGGGGAAAACAAGUUUCACACUUUGCACUUGACAUUUUUUUUUUGUUGUUUUGUUUUUCUUUGCAACAGCCUCUGGCUAAUGUCCCGUUUAAAAUCCCAGGACUUGUUGACUUUAGACAGCCUUGCCCUUUGACACACAGGUGCAUUUGGUUUUUAAACACAGAGUCGAUGUGAUUGUGACCUCUGCUGUGCCUUAGAAGGCCCAGGGGGGAAAACAGGAGCGAAAACAAGAAGUGAGACUGAGUCCGAAAAAAAAAAUAAAAUGAAUAAAAAGGAGGAGGAGGGCGAAAGAAAAAGUGAAAAGCACAGCAGCAGACUGAAAAGCUAAUUUGUCAAAGCCCUCUGAAGCUUGUCACUUCCGGACAGAGAAUAUGUGCAUGUGUAAACGUGUUUGUUGGUGUGUUUGUAUGCUGACUGAAAGGGCUUUGAAGAGCAAAGGAAAACAGCUCCCCCGCCAUAGCUGCGUGUGCAUCAUUGUAGCUCAGUUCACUGCACUGCGCUUAUAUUUUUGGGUAAACAUUACAAACUCUGCACAUAUUAGCAAAAGGGGUCGUCGACCCUCCGUCGAAAUGCUUUAUGAUGUAAAUAUAGGAGCAGAGAAAAACAACACCCAUCUGUUAGUGAAGCCGUGUCAAUAACAGCGUGCCAGUCAAAGUAACAGAACACAUCAGUGUAAUUACGCUUAAAGGCAUGAGAGUGUGGAUAAGUAGAAAACACUAAGAAAAUAGUAAGUUUUAUUGGAAUAGAGUCAGUGUUUGAGAAAGUAUUUCUUUUUUAAUAUCCAAACCUUGAAAUCAGUUCUACAAGGCAAAAAACCAGAACCGAAUCUAUUGAUACUACAAUUUAAAGUAGACGUAAUGAAUAACGUUCAUAACGUGUCCCAGAGUGCCAAGUAACCCCUAAAUAUUGGAAGUUGCAAGCAAUUUGUUCCCAUUAUUCAAAGAUUGGAUCAAAUUCGGUUUGCUUUAAUAGCAUAGCGAGAGAUUCAAAACGAAUGUAAUCUUCAGGGACUUUAGAAAACAAACAGAUUUAGUUUAUAUACAGCAAUAUAGAAGUAAAAAAAAAAAGUGUCUUUAAAAUGAUCUAAUUUAACAACCUAUGCUGCAUGAGAAGUGAACACUUUGUGCUUUUGUAAUUUUAGUUUCUUUUAUGGCCAAGUUUUUUUUCAGACACAACUUGUGUCUCAUCAUACUGACCACUCAUCACUUACUACCUGGAAAGGGUGCAUUCUGUACCAGCUAUGGCAACUGAGUCAUUUUCUAUAUUUUAGUCAUAGUCUUCUAUGAAGCGCUAUGUGCCUCCAAUUAAUACCUUUCAGGAAAAGGUCAGCUGAGGGAUUUCAUGUGAUCUGACGUUAUAAUCUGACAGUUAAGUAGCCAUGAAUUAGGAUUUAAAUUAAAAUGAAAGAGGAAUGAACUACAAGUGAGAUUUAAAUGCAAUUCGCAGAAACGCUUAACUACAAUGAAAAAUACCACUCAUAUGGUAUGGUUUUAAGUAAACCAAACCACAGGGCAUCAUCGCAGAACUCAUUAAUUUGGUAUGCGGUUUGCACUUCUUCAGCUUUUACUACCUUAUAAAGUGAACACUUACUGGCUUAAUUGCAACUGCUAAUGGAGAGAAAAACAACAGUAACAAACAAACAAAUGUGCCUUGAGUUGUUUACCAAGGAAGGGUACUUUUGAAUUUCAGCGAUCUACUUGUAAAGGUACACUGAAUACAGAAUGUUUGGUUAGCAUUUAGUUUUGCUCUAAGCUGCAUGAGUUUCUCAUCUGAGCAGCAAUCUGUGUACGGGUUGUUCUUCUGUUGGCUGGUCGUCUCCAUCCAUGUUCAAAUCCGGGAGGAACAAGACUUCCUUAUGAAAUGAAAUUGGGCAUAACUUAUUUUCUUUUUUAUUUGUGAUUUUAAAAAUUGUAUUAAUAUAUUUUGAUAAUGAUUAAUUAAUUUAUUUUUUCCUUCCACUAUAUGUUAACAAAAUAUAUGUGUUGGGUUUGAAAACUAUGCAAAAAGUAGUUUUGUUUUUAUUAAGAGCUGUACAUUAUUUUGAAUUCCAAUCAUCUGUGCAUUAUGUGCACGAUGGCAAAACGCUGCUUGGAUUUUGUUGGUUAAUUAGUAUAUUAACCAGAAAACGUAGGCUUUAAGACUCAAUAAGCUGAAGCUAGCUUACAGUGGUUGUGUGGACAUUGUUUUGGGAGAGUAGAGCAAAGGCAAUGCUGUUAAUAAGUUCAGUUAACGCCCAAUAUUCAACAAUAAAAUAACAAUUACAUGUCUUUCCAAUAUUUCCAGGUCCUUGUUGUAUUUAAAAUGUAUUUCUUCUUUUUCUAAGAAAACAAAUUGACAUUUUUCAGGCAGACAUCUCACCUUAAUACUGCUUAUUUGUUAUAGCUAGUGGGUGGGCAGUACUUGAUGAAAACCCGCUGCUUGAGCUCUCUGGUCAGAGCAGACCUGUUGCCAGCUGUUCAAUGUUUCACAUGCUGAAACAGGGUCAGUGGUACAAAAAAAAACACAAUUAUAAAAUAACCCCCCCCCCCCCCAAAAAAAAAAAAAACAAGCAAUAUUCUUAUUCAGGUGGCAUGAUAUCAAAACAUAUUUCUGCCAACCCUAUUCCUAAGCAUCAACCAAUAACAGGGAUUCAUAAAAAAAAAAGUAAAGCUGCUGUCUUACUCCAUCUGUAUAUCCAUUUGGAGGAUCCAAGCAGUUUUUCUUUUUCCUCCUUUUUUUCCUCUUCGCACAUCUCUUUGGAUAGAUCAGAGGUAUUAGCGGUGUGUUUUCAGGUAGCCAGCCUCUGGGGCUUCAGUGGGCUCUCUGCGGGUGUUUUUUGGAGAGCUGUGUUUAUCGUCCCUUCGCAGAGUCCUUUCCGCAGUCAAACGCUCAUGAAGUGUCCCCGAAUGGAGAGCAGCAGUGUGUUAAAAAGGCCUUCUGACAGCGACGCUGCUCUCUUCUCUGUCACGCCGCGUGACCGCUCGCUGUACGCCUCUGGCGGUGUCCGGUCUACUGCGUCCAAUAAUGCACCCCGCGCAGACGAAGUGCGACAGACCCACACGCGCGCGCGCACAGCGGUCCAGCGUAGCGUGUGUGCGUUGUUAAGCGAGAUGCAGAGGAGGACGCACGUGUACAGGAAGUGUUGCUGAACUCGAGGAGAGAUGACAGUCAGAGAAAACGCACACAUCGUCUCUCACGGCUCCCACACGGUGCAUGUGCACCCUUGGAACUUCUUCACAUUUUGUUGGGCUACAGCCACCGUCUGUAAUAUUCUUAGUGGGAGUUAAUGUGACAAACGUACUGAGUUUCGUAGAAUCAACUAGCAGCUGUAAUUACCGACGCUGCUUCCAAACAAGAUUUCUUAUGUCUUCUUCUUUAUGCUUUUUUUUUUAAACCCAAAUUUGUGCACCUGAGCUGUAUAUCCCUGCAGCCCCUCCAGAGUAACUACGGACUUCUAGGGAUCUUCUGCCUGUGACGAAAUCUGAAAAAGUUCAAGCGGAGUGAAUAUUUUUAGCAAGACACAAAUGAGUUAAUUUAGUUCAAACUGAUCCUGCUGCAGAUGAAAACAAGUAUUUCUUUAGAUGACUCCGUAAGUGGGUAGAGACUUGUGUGUGCGCUUAUAAGCGAGAGUGAGAAUUUAUACAGCAGACAAAGCAUGUUUACCUGUUGGAAGGCUCGACAUUAUGCCAAACCAGCCAAGCGGUCGACAGGGCUCUUUGAAGCCAAGAAAAACAUUUUCUUUUUCCUAAUGAAAUCGGAAACAGAGAUGGAGAACAAAAAAAAAGGAAAAGAAAAGGGAAGUAUGGGAUGAGAUGCUGUAAUGGAUGAUGUUGAUAGGCUAAAUGUUGUGGGGCAGGUAAACAAAAUGCUCAGGAUAUUAUCCGCAUUGGGGUCCAGAGAGUAGCCUGAUCCCGUCAGCUGGGUCGCUUAGCGAUGCCAAAUAGGAGAUCAGUGCAGCUUGUUAUGUUUGCUCAAGUUUGUAUAUAUGCAUCUCCAGACACUUCUGGCUGCCAGCAUUUGCAUGUGUCCGGAACAGAAAGAGAGAGAGCGAGGGAGAGCGAUGUGUUUUCCAAGGCUUACCAAUGCCAAGUGAAAUGGGGCUGUGUCGUUCUGUUUUCCCAAUCUCCAAAUCAAUGACUGUGCUCAAAUCAGCAAUCAGGCCAAUCAGUCGCGCUAGCUGCGCUGUAGCAAAAACCUCAACAACCAGAAAGCUGCAGCACCAAAUUUGAUUAAUUAGAAUAUGGGAUGUGGUUUUAAGGCCAACAAAUUACAAAGCUACUGAGCAAGAAAACAAAAAUAAAAAAGGUUCUGCAGUAUGACUUAAUGACAAAAGAGUGUGGUGCUAUUUUCCUUUAUUUUAGGUUUUUAAGCAUCUCUAAAGAUGCUUUUUUUUUGCCAUGCAACGAUAAAAGGUAACCAGGAGACAUCUCUGAACUACAGACAACAAAUUUGUUGAUGUUUCAGGUUUACAACAAACGAACCAACACAAACGAUACAAAGUGGUAUGAUAUGUUGUCUUUACUGUAUGUCAAAGAUGGAUAUAUUUAUAGACUCGACAUAUAAAAGUAGGCAUUUACACUUGCUGCGCAUAAUUUAAUAGCUUUGAGCUCUUUGCUUUGAUUUCAUAGUCAAUUACGCAAUUGACAUUUCAAAUGGAAAAAAAAAAAAACAGGACAUGACGUUAUUCAACUGAAACUAUAGAAAUUUCAUAGAAAAAUAAAGGGAUUCUUUUUAAUGUUUGAUUUGAAGGCCGUUGUAAAAACUAUUAUCCACUGCUGCUUGCAGUUUUUUUUUACUACCCCCUCAUGCACUCACAACAAGGAGGAAAAGAUUAAAUGGCUCUUCUGAUUUUAAGAGGCAGUUAUUCCAUAGGCUCCUCAACAGCACUUGAUCAGCUUUACUAUCCAGCUGUGUAUUUGUUAAACUACUAACCAAUAUAUAAUUACAGUUAAAAACCACAGCUGGGUAAUGAAGCGUGGGUCUCAUACUUUUAAUAAAAGCAUCAUGACGGGGGAAAUCAGCAAAUUGAUUGAAAAUGAUAAUUUCAUGAAAGGCAGAUUUGGGAGAAAUCAAGACCGACCUGUGAUUUUUCACAUAAUUGAUCUGAGGUUUGAAGCAUUUAAAUGUUAUUUGCGUUACUAAGGGUGUAACAUUACAUGCUUUCCCUGACUCUUAAGCCAUGGUGGACACCGCUUUGGGUCAUAAAGUGAAAGCAAUUAGCAAUGUCAGUGAUUGUCAAAUAUGUUUACGUUUUUCUGAUUGGUUAAUAAAGAAAUCCGGUCAUUCCAGUCUGGUCUGGCCGUCUUCACACUUUCACGUGUUUUAUUAUUGGCAAAUGUAACCAACCCGUGCAAAUGUUCUGAAACAUUUUGCUACGUCUGUACAAACUAUUAAACCUCUCUAAAAAAACAUAUUUGCUUAAAAAUCUACAAGUAAAAAAGGGAAAAAUGCAAAAGCAAUACAAACGCUAAUCUUUUCCUUUAUGCCUUAUGUGAUGUCAUCAGACAUAGGUACAGGCGGGGGGUUGUUUUUGCAAAGAUAGUAUAUCUUAUUCUAAGGAAGUAAUGCUUUACAAAUACAAAAAAGUAGGAAAAAAUGAUCAUGGCAUUUUGUUCUAUUGGUAAAAUGAGUAAGACUGAUUUCACAGAACAAACUGGCUCACAGGUUUAAUAGAAAACUCAAAGUUUGAUAGUGAAAGUAUGAAUUUGCUCAUCUUACUGCUCUUGUAGCAGUAGGGUUUGCAUAAACUGCUAUUACUCGUACAUCGUGAAAUUCAUCAGACAAAUGCUCGUCUUAUCAAGUUCUUCAGAGCUGAACCACCAACUAGACGUUUUGCAGUGUUUACAGAUAAUGCUCAACAGUGGAGCGAUUUAUAUUUUCUCCCAUAUUAUGCAAGGUUGCUGUACAUCAUCUAUUAUAUCAGCUGCCCUCAGCUGUUACAGCCUCAAUCCAGUGUAGAAUGCAAUACUAAAAAAAAAAAAAAAAGGCAGAAUGUUGCAUUGAAUUUUUAGCAUCAGUUUAUGCAAAUAGAAAAAGAAAGCAUAUAAUGCUUCUAAAUAUAUAUGAAGCACUUUACAUUGCACUAGUUGUACAUGGAAAGUAGGCAAAAUUUGUCAUUUAUUUCAGUGGAAUUCUUUUUUUUUUGUUUGGAUUUUGUAUGAGAUAAAAAGCAAUGACCUAGUUCUAAAUAAAAAAAACAGUUUUUUUCCAUAUUUUAUGUCUGGUUCUUUAAAAUGCUAUUUUGACGUGAGCAGCUCGUCUUAGAUAGAUGAAGAAGUGUGAGUAAAAAAAGAAAUGUGAUGCUGCGGGAUCAGCGAGACGCCACAGGUGAACGCACACAAGUCAUUAAACUCAAAGAAAAAUAAACCUGCUGAUCUCAAGAAGCCAGAUUCUCAAUUUCUUCUGUCUUUUUUUUACUCUCUGCUGCUGGUAUUUCUUUAAGAAUAAAGUUUGAUUCUGUAACAGA
Molecule: messenger RNA, 10065 nt
Organism: Poecilia reticulata (guppy)
Lineage: Eukaryota; Metazoa; Chordata; Actinopteri; Cyprinodontiformes; Poeciliidae
Gene: ccser2a
Product: coiled-coil serine-rich protein 2a
Biological process (GO): microtubule bundle formation
Cellular component (GO): microtubule cytoskeleton
Molecular function (GO): microtubule binding
Source: RefSeq, a predicted model, not a curated record